UUCAAUUGAUCAUGCAAUCCGGAAAGCCAUUGGUUACGAAGCUCCCAAUCUCAGCUACCGUAUACGAGCUAAAGGCUGAGCUUCAGAGCCUUCUCAAUAUUGAGCCGGAAACAUUGGAGAUUUCUGCAUCUGAUGUAACGUGUCCCGAUUCAGAUCUUUUAAUAGAAUUUGCUGGUCUAGGCAAAAACAAACAAAUUAAGCCGGUUGUGUCUUGCUAUGAAGGCAACAAUUUUGUGGGCUUGAUACUAUUUUCCCUUGGGGGCGAGGAUUUCGCCGAUCCAUUAGUCGAUAAUUCGGUGUCAGACUCAAGUAUCGAAGAUAGUGAAUCUUCCGUCAUUGAGCUAUCCUCGGGAUCUAGUGGCGGAUCCGUCCAGCCAUCCACUAUUGAUUGCAAGCGAGGUAUUAAACGAAAAGCCCAAGGACAUGAAAUAACCAUAGAGACUAAACGGAUCAAAUAUGUUCUCGAAUCCAGUGAGGAGAGUCUAGAAAACCACUCGUAUGGAGAUAUGCAGGAGGCAUGCGAUAUGGGAGGCUGCGGAAUAAAGUCCCGACCACGCCCGGUUAAACAUGAAAUCGAAAUGGAACCUGAUGUUAUAAAUGGUCAGCGGCCCCCGUACGUUAACAUUCUCCCAGAGAACAGGCCGUUUGUCGUGGUUAUAUCUUCCUCAGAAUGUGAGAAAAACUUUUGCGACCUGUUGGAAGAGUUCUUUGGAAUUUUUAAGGAUUUCAGAAAUGUUCGCUGUUUGGAUUUCAAUUAAGUGACUCCAGACACUGAGUACAAUGGGCGGCUGUAGAUUGCAGCGGCCAAUGAGGAUACG
Molecule: messenger RNA, 818 nt
Organism: Drosophila willistoni
Lineage: Eukaryota; Metazoa; Arthropoda; Insecta; Diptera; Drosophilidae
Exons: 3
Coding region: 12-758 (248 amino acids)
Source: RefSeq, a predicted model, not a curated record